UCGGACCCGGCGUUGUGCCCGGUUCGUGAGAUGAGACUUAAGAGCCUUUGCAUUUUCCGCUUGAAAUCACUCUCGCGCACCGCGAAAUUUUCCGUCCGUGACAGCCUGGCAGAGUCAGCCGAGAUUUAAAAGGAAUAUCGUUUAAAGAAGCUUAUAUCGAGAAAAUUUUUUGUGCGCGAUAGCUCAAAAAAGUGACACCUGCGAAAUUUUGUGAAAAAUUUUCAAUCCUAGAAGAUACACAAUUAAAAGAUAUGGUGACAAACUUCAAGGUUGAGAAGAUGAAGCUCCCAUAGGAACCAUUGAGCAGAGACUGUCUAUACUCUCUGCCUUUGAGGGUAGACAUUUGCAAUGAUUAUAGGGAGUUGAUGAAAAGCGUGCCGUGAGCAGGGAUGAAUAUCGGCGGAGUGGGGAGCAGCGCUGACUGCGGGUCCCGCGUGACUGCCAGUCAGCGUCUGCUCAACUUCGCGGAGCUCCCGGCGGACCUGAUCUACAACCCGGAGCAGCACGCCCAGAACCUGCAGCCGAGCAUCCGUCGGGAACGUGCCACCGCCGGGCGCUACCUCCAGCGACGCGUGGACGCCCUCCGCGCCCUCAAGGAGUCCACCAAGAUCAUCGAGCCCUUCUCCAGUCUCUCCAAGUACACCCUCAAGAAGUGGCCCAUCGACAAAAUGCCUCAAGUCUUACGCAAGAUAAUUGGGAACAAACCAAACAUCAUCUGUGAGAAGGAUGAAUUAAGGACAGCCUGGAACGAUAGUGAUUUUAUAGCUGAGUGCCUUUGCUGGCACAAUGUCUACAGAUUUCAGCACCGAGUCCCACCGCUUCAAAUGUCUCCGCAGCUCUGUGAAAAAGCUCAAGCUUGGGCUAACCACCUCGCUCACACGGACAGCUUUUUCUAUCGAAUCGAUCGGGAUGUUGGUCAAAACUUAUUCUAUCGCCUGACAAAUGCCUUAGAAAGUGACGUCACAGGUCAAGAAGUUUCGAGUUAUUGGUACAGUGCUGUUAAACAGUACGAUUUCAGUAAAGAGCCGGACGUAUUGCAUGCGAACGUAAACGCAGGACAUUUCACUCAGCUAGUUUGGGCCAAUACGAGAUAUCUGGGUGUCGGCAGAGCGCAGAGCAGAUCCGGUAAGAUUAUUGUUGUGGCAAACUACAGCCCCGCGGGAAACACCAGCGGUCAGUUCCAGCAAAACAUCUUACCUCCAGUUCUCGAUGAAACUGACGGCGUCAGUUUAGGCCGCAAUUCUAACCAAUCAAAAAAUUCUAAAAAAUCCGAUUAGUAGUAGGUAUUCAAUCCGCCGUUAUCAUUUUGGCAAGUCUCAUUUCGACCCUGGUGAUUUUUCGAUUUUGUAGACAUCCAAGUUUGAACGGCCGGACUGCAGGAGCGUACUCUAUGCGACUGCGGGCACUUUUUGAAGAAAAAAACUUUAUACAACAAAAAAGUCUUAUUUUGACCCAUAGAACACGCUCCUGCAGUCGGGCCGUUUGACUCUGGAUCACCCUGUAUUAAUAAAAUUAGCGCUUAGCUGAAUGAAUCGAUGGCGAACUGUAAAAACACGUACCUCGAUUACUUACUCUUCAUUUGUAUUUUUACUCUAAUUCCAUGUGUUCAAAAGAAUCGAUAAAUAGAAAAUGACAGGAGAAUUUAUGACGAAGAGGAAAUUACACGAAGAUUUAAAAAAUGAAACGUAGAUUGAAUGAAAGGAUUGUGAGCCAGAGAGAGAGAGGCUUAAAUGCAUUAUGUAUUGCAAAGUUUAGCAUGACAACUUUUUUUUUAUUCGUUGACGGAAAUGCAUGUUUCACAAGGGAAUUUCAGGAAAUUUUCGUCUAAUCGCACAGAAAAUUAAUGCACAAAAAAUUAGAAAAGAAAACUUUCAUCCGUCUUUGCAGGUAUUAAGGAAUUCUCAAAUCAAUGGCUAAUAGUUGAAAAAUGCGUUUAAAAA
Bemisia tabaci is the source of this 1940-nucleotide messenger RNA. Its product is annotated as venom allergen 5.02. The record is from RefSeq and is a predicted model, not a curated record. Lineage: Eukaryota; Metazoa; Arthropoda; Insecta; Hemiptera; Aleyrodidae. Gene Ontology annotation, cellular component: extracellular region.